AACAUCAGACGCCGCGGGCGACAACUUCCCACAUAUAUAAGAGGACCUGGGCGACUGUCCCUCGUCGUCAUUCUUUUUCUGCCUUCGUGCUUUCCGAGUCUCAGACAGGUAAAAAUGCUGUAUCAGUCAUUUGUUGUAGUUUGUGUCAUCUUACUGGCACUCAAUGGCAUCGUCUCUUCGAGUCCUCAGAAAUCAGCAACGGACCUAACACAGCCUCUGCUGAAUAUGCCAAUGGCUGAUUUGACCGAGAAUAUGAAGACCCCAGCCACUGUCGACUUUUACACCAAGUGCGUCAUCGGAGAAGGACCGUGCAACGCAGUUGGUACAGCCCUCAGAUCACUUCUAUGGGACCCCGUGCCUGGACAACCAAUCUGCUACGGUUGCAACGAAAGCCAGAUGCAACGUGUACGAUACGUGAUAGACACCAUGAAGGCCCAGUACCCACUCCACGCUUGCAAGAUCAGAGCCAAACUCGGAGAGAUCAGGCCCAUCUUCAGUGACGUAAAGUGCUGAAGGCCGAGACCGCCUGUGCAAGAACAUCACACCUGUUCUAACUUUUGUGAGAUGAUUGAAUUCAUUCUUCUUGCUUCUUUAUUUCUAUCCUAGUAAACUCCUUCAAAAUCCCUGAGCCUUUCUCUCUUGACUACAUUUUCAAGCUUUUGAAUCUGUACUUCAAGGAGCCAGUGACUGGUUAAAUUAUAGUAGUUAUUGUGUCGUCUUUGUUUUGCUUUAUUAUUAAAAGUUCAGCAUUU
Molecule: messenger RNA, 752 nt
Organism: Macrobrachium nipponense
Lineage: Eukaryota; Metazoa; Arthropoda; Malacostraca; Decapoda; Palaemonidae
Exons: 3
Coding region: 115-513 (132 amino acids)
Source: RefSeq, a predicted model, not a curated record